AUGACGGACACGCUCGCCAGCGCUGCGGCGAAACUCCAGCUCGACGAGGAGACGGGCGAGUACGUCUCAAAGAACGAGCUGAAAAAGCGGACGCAGAAGCGAGCAAAGAAGCUGGCCUCGGAGGCGCGUGCAGCCCAAGCCAAAGAAGCUAGAGAAGCAAAAGACGCCCAAGAAGCCAAGCCAGUCACUGCUGCGGCAAAGACAGCUGCCGAGCCCAUUGACCCCGAGUCAAUCUUCAAACAGGGCUUCCUCUCGGACGUCUACAGCCUUCGUCCAGACACUGACGUCGUAACGCGGUUUCCGCCCGAGCCCAACGGAUUCCUACACAUUGGCCAUGCAAAGGCCAUUCUCGUCAACUUUGGGUUUGCCAAAUACCACGGUGGGAGGACGAUUCUGCGCUUCGACGACACCAACCCAGAUGCCGAGAAAGAGGCGUAUUUCACCGCCAUCCGGGACAACAUUCGCUGGCUAGGCUUCAAACCGAAUGCAAUCACCUACACCAGCGACAAUUUCGACAGGCUCUAUGACCUAGCCGAGACACUCAUCGGCCUCGGUCGGGCCUACGUCUGCCACUGCAGCAAAGAAGAAACGCAAAAGCAGCGCGGCGGCAAAGACGGCAAAGACGGGCCCCGCUACCGCUGUGUUCACGCUGAACAAGAUGCAUCCACGAACCUGGCCAAGUUCCGGGACAUGCGCGACGGGAAAUACGAGCCAAAAGAGGCGUUCUUGCGCAUGAAGCAGGACAUCACGAACAAUAACCCGCAGAUGUGGGAUCUCGCGGCAUACCGCAUCCCGCAAGACAGGACACCGCACUUCCGCACGGGCGACAAAUGGAAGAUCUAUCCGACGUACGACUUUGCCCACUGCCUCUGCGACAGCUUCGAGGGCAUUACCCACAGCCUGUGCACGACCGAAUUCACCCUGUCGCGCGAGAGCUACGAGUGGCUGAACCACACACUGGGCGUGUACGAGCCCAUGCAGCGCGAAUACGGCCGGCUCAACAUGACGCAUACGGUGAUGAGCAAACGCAAGCUGAAAACACUUGUCGAGUCGGGCCAUGUCCGCAGCUGGGACGACCCGCGCCUGUUUACCAUCAACGCCCUGCGCCGACGCGGCAUUCCCCCUGGAGCGAUCCUGGCGUUCAUCAAAGAGCUGGGCGUCACCACGGCCAAGACGACCAUCCAGGCAUCCCGUUUCGAACAGGCGGUGCGCGGGUAUCUGGAGACCAGCGCGCCGCGCUUGAUGCUGGUGCUGGAGCCGCUGCGUGUCGUUCUCGACGACCUCGGCGACCUGGAAGGGCAGGCACUCGACGUGCCGUUUUCGCCCAAAGACCCGUCCAUGGGCAGCCGCACGCUGCACCUCACGUCCACGGUGUACAUUGACCGCGCCGACUUCCGCGAAGCGGACAGCCCCGGGUAUUUCCGCCUCGCGCCCGGCAAGACGGUCGGCCUGUUGCAGGUGCCGUACCCCAUCCAGGCCACGAGCUUUACCAAAGACAGCCGCGGCAACGUCACCGAAGUGCGCGCCGUUCUUGUGCGCGACAGCAUGAAGCGCGCCAAGACGUACAUACAGUGGGUGCCGGACGGCGAAGGCGCCAAGACGGUGGAGGUGCGCGUGCACGGCCCUCUGUUUACAGCGGAGAACCCGGGCAGCGGAUCGGUCGACUUUCUGCAGGAGAUCAACCCCGACAGCGAGACCAUCUACGCCGAAGCACGGGUGGAGGCGGUGGGACUGGAGGAAGUGCGGAGGCGGGCCUUGACGCCGCCGACAACGACGAGCACGGACGGUGGCCGUGACGAAGAGCCGCUGCUCGGACCCGAGUGUGUGCGGUUCCAAGGCAUGCGUGUUGCCUACUUUGCCAUGGACUCGGACAGUACUGACGACCGGGUUGUUCUCAACCGCAUCGUGUCACUCAAGGAAGAUUCUGCAAAAUGA
Molecule: messenger RNA, 1935 nt
Organism: Sporothrix brasiliensis 5110
Lineage: Eukaryota; Fungi; Ascomycota; Sordariomycetes; Ophiostomatales; Ophiostomataceae
Product: glutaminyl-tRNA synthetase
Exons: 4
Coding region: 1-1935 (644 amino acids)
Biological process (GO): glutaminyl-tRNA aminoacylation; translation
Cellular component (GO): cytoplasm; cytosol
Molecular function (GO): ATP binding; glutamine-tRNA ligase activity
Source: RefSeq, a predicted model, not a curated record